UAGUGAGUUACAUGGAACUAGAGAGGUUGACAAUUUCAAAAUAAAUGUCAAUUUCCUUAAUCGACCCGUUACAAAAUACUGCUUCAUACGUGCAGACAUAAAGAAUACAACGUUAAUCACCCGUAGGAGCCGACAAAUCUUCCAAUAUGACUUAGCAGAUUAGUAGGGAUGCCAGGGAAGUUAUGCUGGUGCCUGGGUGGUACGGGCCCCCCUGAAAUCCAACAUGGGGGUGGGGAAACAGGCAUGCAGCUGCGAGAUUUCUACGAAGAUCCCCCAAUGCCCGCAGAUGAGGCGCAAAUAAACGCUCAGUUUGCUGAACUUGUGGAUGAGCUAGAUCUGGACAAGUCCCAUAGAGAUGCCAUGUUCAGUCUGCCUGCCGAGAAAAAGUGGACCAUCUAUUGUAGCAAGAAAAGGGAACAAGAUGACCCCCAUUCUACAAACUAUCCAGAUUAUUAUAUAGAACGGGUCAACACAAUGUCUUCAGUAUUUUUCUUGUAUGAUGAGGAAGAAAUGCUUGCAAGAAGGAAACUGAUGGACAGUUUGAAAACAGCUCUGCGGACAAAACCCAUGAGUUUUGUGAUGAGGUUCAUCCAGUUGGAAGGCUUGCAAGCUAUAUUGACAUUUCUGAAGGACAUGGACUACCAAACUGCUCAGUCCCUGAUUCACACUUCUGCUAUUGGCUGCAUAAAGGCACUUAUGAACAACUCGCAAGGAAGGUCACAUGUCUUAGCUCAUCCUUCAGCCAUAAACAUUAUCUCUCAAAGUUUGAGUUCAGAAAAUAUCAAAACAAAAGUGGCAGUUGUUGAAAUCCUGGGUGCAAUGUGCCUUGUCCCAGGAGGUCACAAGAAGGUGCUGGGAGCUAUGGGACAUUAUCAACAGUUCGCUUGCGAGCGUGUCAGGUUUCAGACUUUGGUGAAUGACUUAGAUAGGAGUACAGGGGUUUAUAAGGAUGAGGUGACUUUAAAGACAACAAUUAUGAGUUUCAUCAAUGCAGCUUUAAAAUAUGGUCCAGGACAGACAAGUCUAGAGUUCAGAAUGCACCUCCGCUAUGAGUUCCUUAUGUUAGGGCUUCAGCCUGUUAUUGACAAACUCAGGAGCCACGAUAAUAUUACACUAGAUAGACAUUUAGACUUUUUCGAAUAUGUUCGUUCUGAAGAUGAAAAAGAGCUGGCAUCUCGGUUUGAUGUGAUGCACAUUGACUCAAAGAGUGCAAGUUCCAUGUUUGAGCUACUUAGGAAAAAGCUGGCUUUUUCCACAGCAUACCCAAACUUUCUGUCCACCUUGUUCCAUAUGCUACAGUUACCCUAUGGGUCAGUUGCUGUGCAACAGUGGCAGCUAAUAGAUCGCAUCAUACAACAGAUAGCAAUACAACAGCCAGAUGGGAACAAUCCUGAUAGUGUAGAGCCUCUACAGCUAAAUGUCAACAAAAUAGUCAAACAACUAGCCAGUGAGAAUGAGAUUAAGGCAUUCCAAGCUAAACUUCGAGAAGUCCAGAAAGAGAAUGAUGAACUUGCAUCACGACUCGAGAAACGUGAACGAGAGUGUGAAAUCAAAACUCAGGAAAAAGAAGAACUAUUAGCCACCAUGAAUAACAUGAAAAGGCGUCUUGAGAAAGAGAACAGUGCCCAUGCAGAAGCCAAACAACAUAUAAUUGAACUAACAGCAAUGCUAAAUGAGAUGAAAGCUAUGUUGGAAUUGGAGCGGAGAGAGCGGGAGAAACUUACACAUGCAGUUAACACUGGGAGUCUACCAGAUGACGCCAAAGUUGGAUUUUCAAACCUCACUCUGUCAUCCAACCCUGUUCCCCCAAUAUCAUUUACAGUCCCUCCACCCCCUCCCCCAGGUCUAUCUAAUGUCCCACCACCUCCCCCACCUCCUAUGGGUGGUCCUCCUGCCCCGCCCCUUCCCCCUGGGGCCCCACCCCCUCCAGGGGCUCCUCCCCUUAUGGGAAUGGCCCCCGCUAUUUCUAAUACCCCUGUUAAAACCAAAGAUAUACCAAAACCAUCCAAUCCACUCAAGUCAUUCAACUGGAGUAAACUGCCUGAGACCAGAGUCCAGGGCACUGUAUGGCGAGAUAUUGAUGAUACAAAGCUUUACAAGACCCUUGACUUGGAGGAAUUUGAUGCCACAUUUUCUGCAUAUCAGCGUCAUAGUAGCGAGGAUGACAUUAGUAAAGCUGAACGAAGUGCAGCCAAACAGAAAGAGCUUUCAGUCAUUGAUGGGAGGAGAGCACAAAAUUGUACCAUAUUGUUGUCAAGGUUAAAAAUGAAAAACCAUGAACUUGCAUCGGCCAUUUUGAAUAUGGAUGCCCAGGAAGAGUUGCCAAAAGAUAUGUGUGAGCAGUUGCUGAAGUUCAUUCCAACACCAGAGGAGAAGCAGAUGCUUGCAGAACAUGAACAUGAGAUUGAGCAAAUGGCAAGAGCUGACAGAUUCCUGUUUGAAAUGAGCAGGAUAGGUCACUAUGAACAGAGACUAAAGGCCUUGCAUUAUAAGAAGAAGUUCAGUGAGAGAAUGAGUGAAUGCAAACCAAAAAUAGAAACUGUGCUCGAAGCUUCUAAACAAGUUGUGAAGAGUCGUAGGUUAAAGAAACUCCUAGAACUCGUUCUAGCAUUUGGGAACUACAUGAAUCGCGGAAACAGGGGCAAUGCCAGUGGCUUCAAGCUAGCUAGUCUUAAUAAAAUUGUUGAUACCAAAUCCAGUAUUCAGAAAAAUGUGACAUUGUUGCAUUAUCUUAUUGAAACUUUACAAAAGAAGUUCCCAGAUCUGUUGCAUUUAGAGGAGGACAUUCCUGACACCAUUACAGCUGCAAAAGUUAAUACAGGAGAGUUGGAGGCUGAGGUUAAUGUCAUAAGGGCAGGACUCAAAGAUAUUGAGCAGGAACUUGAAUAUCAGAGAAACUGUGAUGAUGGUGAUAAGUUUGUCUCCGUGAUGAGUGACUUUAUUACUAUAGCUCAAUACAACUUUUCUGAAGUCGAGGACUUGGUGUCUGAUAUGAAAUCAAAGUAUGAACAAGCCGUCAACAACUUUGGGGAAGAUGUGAAGCGCAUACAACCAGAUGAAUUCUUUGGUAUUUUUAAUCUGUUCCUAAAAUCAUUCAAAGAUGCUAUUCGAGAAAAUGAAAGAAUGAAAAAACAGAGGGAAGAAGAAAAAAGAGCCAAGCUAGAAGCAAAGGCACGAGAAGAGAAAAUCCGUAAUAAAAAAUUAGGAAGUGCCACCAAGAGAAAACAAAAUGGUGGCCAUGAGGACUCAGGUGAAUUUGAUGAACUCAUAUCAGCUUUAAGAACUGGUGAUGUUUUUGGUGAAGAUAUCGCAAAAUUGAAACAUAAUAGGCGGAGAAUACCAAAAAAAUCUGAUAAAACGGGCCAGGUGAUUAGAGAAAGGAUUGGAACUCCAACAAAAGCCUCUUGAUAAUGGUUUGUUCAUGAUGUAAGGAGUUCACAGUUUAUUAUUGACAUAAGCAGAAGAAUCAAAGGAAGUUCAAACCGAUAUUAUGUGUGAGAAGCAUACAUUUAUGAUAUGAGCUACAAUGCUUGAGGAACUUUGUAGAAGAUCGUAACAUGUCUGAGGCAAUAGUUGGUAUUUGAAAAUGUUCCAUGGCUGCAAGGAAGCUAAGUGCAUAAGUUGGACUAGUCUUAAGCCCGGUCUUAAGUGGAAAGCCGAGAAACAUCAAUUUUAAUACGAAACAGAUCUGAGUAUUCCAAUGAGAUUAUUAAAGAUCUGAUUUCUGAAGUGCAAAUAUUUUACAAAGGAGCAAAGUGAAAUACACACUAGUUAACCUGUUAAAGGCUCUUGUUAAACAUACAGGGUUGACCCCUGGGUCACAAAUACACAUUUUAUAAAAUUAAAAUGCUUUAAGUUUUUCAAAAUGAAUAUCUUUAUGAGAAAGUGCAUCAUGCUACAGUUUGAAGUAGCACUUCAUAGAGUUCAAAUCAGAGAUGAGGUUUCUCAUAGGGAGCAUGUGUUGAGUCUUUCAUUAGUCAUUACCUUUAAUGCAAUUACAUGUACAAGAAUUGUAGUACAGUAAAACCUGUCUAAUCUGAAC
This is a messenger RNA of Owenia fusiformis, 4042 nucleotides long. NCBI's taxonomy places the organism in Eukaryota, Metazoa, Annelida, Polychaeta, Sabellida, Oweniidae. The record is from the annotation of a GenBank genome assembly.